This is a messenger RNA of Fragaria vesca subsp. vesca, 1738 nucleotides long. Its product is annotated as F-box/kelch-repeat protein At3g06240-like. NCBI's taxonomy places the organism in Eukaryota, Viridiplantae, Streptophyta, Magnoliopsida, Rosales, Rosaceae. Bases 123 to 1277 code for a protein of 384 amino acids. The transcript has 2 exons. The record is from RefSeq and is a predicted model, not a curated record.
GAGGACAAAGAGUUGUUUCCUUGUUGGGUGUAGUGCGACUGAAACUCCUAUACGCAUAACGACACUCCAAACCCCGCAACCCCUCCCAUGUCCUCCUCCUUCAAUCCCCGGCAACCAUCCCCAUGCCCUUCACCACCAAUCAUGAAGAAACCCAACCUCUCCGAUUCACCUCCAUCACAACAACAACAACAACGACAAGACCCAAAGCCUCCGUUGGUCCUCCAAUUGCCCAACCACAUCACAGUCGAGAUCUUCUCCAAGCUCCCCAUCACCACUCUCAUCCAAUGCCGCUGCGUCUGCCGCUCCUGGCGCCGCUCUCUCUCCGACCCGCACUUCGCCAAAUACCUCCUCUCCCUCACUCCCCCUUCGCUCCUCAUCAAGCACCGCCGCACCUUCUUCUUGGUCGACCCCUCCCCCAAAACGGCGUCGUUAUCAAGCUCGCCGAGGACCCUUCUUUCCUCAGCCCUCACCUCGAAGUCGUCGGCUCCUGCAACGGCUUGCUCGCCGUCAGGUACAACGUCUGUCAGUUCUACAUUUCGAAUCCCAUUAUUGGUGACUUCUUCAGUCUUCCUAGGCCGAGGGGUGAUAUCAACUGUUCAUUUGUUUGGGGUUUUGGGUUUAGUCCUGUGAGUAGUGUGUAUAAGUUGGUUAUGGUUUCGAUUCCGAGGAAAGGGACUGAGGGUGUGGUGGAAGUGAGGGUUUUGAGUGUUGGCUCUGGGGUUUGGAGGAGCAUUGGCAGUUCUGUGUAUCCCUUUUGGAUUCAGUCGUCCGGGGUUUGUAUUAAUGGAGUUAUUCAUUGGAUUGUUGGGACUGGCAAGCUGAGGCUGAGGCUGGAGGAUUGUUUUGUGAUCUAUGCACUUGAUGUCGAAAGUGAGUGUUUUCAAGAGUUUCCACUACCGCGUGGUACCUUCCAUACCGGGAAGGUUGAGCUGGAGCUUGGUGUUUUGCAAGGUUGUCUCACUGUAAAUGCUUGUUACAAGAAUACAAUCAGUGUUUGGGUGAUGAAGGAGUAUGGUGUUGAACAGUCUUGGACUAAAGAGUAUGUUAUUAAAAACAAGGCUAAAGGCACAUUUCGUUCUCAUCCAGAUAUACCUCGAGUAUUGAGAGUUACGGAGGAGGGGCAAGUAUUGUUGUUUUUAAAGCAUGAUCUGCAGGCUCAUAAUCUUGGUGAUCGGGGCCUUUUCAGGCUUGAGCUUGACAGGAUGCCGUUGGUGGUUCACGGGGCGUGUGUUCAUAUUCCGAGCUUUGUUUCACUCAAACAUGCCAUUGCCGGUUAGAGUUCAGAGGGGAUAUCAUAAAGAAGCAACUACCCUGGAGACAUUACUAGGAGUUGCACAAGGCUAUAACGGUUUAGAAUCGCGAUGUCAUGUAAUUCGGAGAGAGAGGUGAUUAUAAAGUUAGAUUCUUUAGUUAUGUGGGAGAGACUCUUGACCAGUGACAAUUUGAGGUGAUUGAAAACAUGUAGUCUGUCAUUUGGGGGGUGAUGAACCGUAUUCUGAAACUUCUUGUAACUGGUUUCAAUUAUGUGGGGUAAGGCCUUUGCUCUAAGUCUAACUAGGAGUGACCCCUAGCUCCAACUAGCAUAAUCUAGCAAAUCUAAUUUCUGUAUCUAAUCCAAAUUGCUCAUAAUUAUGAUUAUGUUCUAAGUUUCUAACUCUAUUCACUGUAAUGGUAUUGGCCUUAUAUUGAUGCAGCAAAGCUCUGGUAUGAAUAUGCAUGUGUGUACGCACGUUUCAUC